CACAAACUUGAGCUUCUUCUCCACAGACACGCCACUUUAGCCUCUGCUCUUUUUUCUUUUUUCUUAUUUUUCUAUUAUCUUUUGCUUGCAAGAUGUGUCAUCUCUAUAUUCCUUCCUAUCCCUUUUCUCUUCUCUUUUAUUGACAUAUCUCUCAUAUCACCUUCUGCAUACACCUUCCAAAAUGUGAAAGAACUGAAGGACAAAUUACACGCAAGUACUCCUUUCAAAAUUCACCUAAUCUUUCUAUCCAUAUCAAGUUUAUAUUUCUUUCAUAUUAUUUCACCUUUUUCAAUUCAAGUUGCCCGUAAUCCAAAGGGAAUCGAAACAGAAUAACCUGACAGAGCUCAUCUUCUCAUCAGCCAUCGAAACUUCUCCCUAUGAGAAUCAUUCUGAUUUCCUGGCUGAUUCUUCAAUUCUUUACCAACUCUGAAUGUUUAAGCAGAGCUGAUUUUCCAGAUGGUUUCAUAUUUGGAACUGCAGCAUCGGCAUACCAGGUAAGGAGGAAUUUGUAGAUACUUUCGUCCUUCAUUUGGUUUCUAACAAUAUGAAAAGAUAGAGAGCAAAAUUAAUGGCAGUUCGAAGGGGCUGUAGAUGAAGGAAAUCGAGGUCCUAGCAUAUGGGAUACAUUUGUGAAAGAACCAGGGAGAAUACUAGACUUCAGCAAUGCAGACAGGACUGUUGACCAAUACCACAGAUUUAAGGUGAAGAAAGAGAGAGAGAAAUAAGUAUCUUGAGAUAUCAACAUAGGCAACAGAAGGGCCAAGACAAUGACAACAUAUGCAGGAUAAGAGUGCCUAAUGUUUUACUGACGAUAUAAAGCUGAUGAAGGAUAUGGGAAUGGAUGCCUACAGAUUCUCAAUCUCAUGGCCAAGAAUAUUUCCAAAUGGGACAGGAAAGCCCAACGCAGAUGCCAUAAACUAUUACAACAAUUUUAUAGAUGCUUUGCUAGAAAAAGGAAUCCAACCUUUUGUAACUCUUUACCAUUGGGAUCUUCCGCAAGUGCUUGAAGACGAGUACGAAGGAUGGCUGAGUAGAAGGAUAGUAAAAGAUUUUGAACAUUAUGCUGUUACAUGCUUCCAAGCAUUUGGUGAUAGAGUGAAGCACUGGAUCACCUUCAAUGAACCACAUGGUUACUCAAUAAAAAGCUAUGACCUAGGAAUUCAAGCUCCCGGUAGAUGUUCUUUUUUGGGUCAUAUAUUGUGCAAGAAGGGAAAUUCAUCCUCUGAACCAUAUAUAGUGGCACAUAAUAUUCUCUUAUCUCAUGCUGCUGCUUAUCGCAAUUACCAAAAUCAUUUCAAGAAAAGACAAGGAGGUCGGAUAGGAAUAGCAUUGGAUGCCAUAUGGUAUGAACCAUUAUCUGAAAAUGACGAGAACAAAGAAGCAGCACUCAGAGCCCUUGAUUUUGAAAUCGGAUGGUUUCUGGAUCCACUUUUCUUUGGUAAGUAUCCUCCUUCAAUGAGAAGGCUUGUGGGACCAAGACUGCCAAAAAUAUCACUUGCUACUGCAAAGUUCCUCAUAGGAACCCUGGAUUUCGUUGGCAUGAACCACUACACCUCCUUAUAUGCUCGAAAUGAUAGGAUCGGGAUUCGGAAACUAAUAUUCAAUGAUGCUUCAUCAGAUUCUAAUGUCAUUACUACUCCACGUAAAGGCAUCUCUACCAUCGGAGAACGAGCAGCUUCCCACUGGUUACAUAUUGUUCCAUGGGGAAUCCGAAAAUUGGCAGUUUAUUUGAAAUAUAAAUAUGGGAACCCACCAGUGUUUAUAACAGAAAACGGAAUGGAUGAUCCAAACAAACGGUCCAUACCUUUAGAAAAGGCACUAAAGGAUGAUAAGAGAAUAAGAUACCACAGAGAUUACCUAUCAAAUCUAUCCAUUGCUAUUGGGCAAGAAGACUGCAAUGUGCAAGGCUACUUUGCGUGGUCGCUACUGGAUAAUUGGGAGUGGAACAUGGGAUAUACCGUCCGAUUUGGACUCUACUAUGUGGACUACAAGAACAAUCUUACGAGGAUUCCAAAGGCAUCCGUUCAGUGGUUUCAGAGCAUGCUCAAAUCAGAAGACAAACACAUGAAUCAAACUAUACAUUCCUCAUACUCUUAUAAUAUAUUGCAUUCUCAUAUCGAGUAUAGCAAUGUAAAUCUUAUAUAAAAACUGAAGUUGAAUGAAUGAUACGAAAAUGACGAAAAAAGAAGAAGAAAUUUGUUAAAGACGUGGUUAAUAAACUUACUGGACACGCCAUUUCCUACAA
This is a messenger RNA of Cucumis melo (muskmelon), 2245 nucleotides long. RefSeq names its product beta-glucosidase 25. NCBI's taxonomy places the organism in Eukaryota, Viridiplantae, Streptophyta, Magnoliopsida, Cucurbitales, Cucurbitaceae. Gene Ontology annotation, molecular function: beta-glucosidase activity. The record is from RefSeq and is a predicted model, not a curated record. The transcript is spliced from 12 exons. The coding region runs from base 823 to 2145 and encodes 440 amino acids. Gene Ontology annotation, biological process: carbohydrate metabolic process.